GAAGAAGGGGAACGAGGAGAAGGUGAGGAAGAAUUUUUCCCGCCAUUUCUGCAAAACCAAAAGGAAGCCAUAAAGCGGCUGCACUUGCGCCAGUCUUCAGCACUUCUCCCUCCGGUCGCGCAGAGAGAAAGAGGGCCAUGGCGAAGACCCCAUCCAAAGCCAACCCUUCCCUCUUUGAUCCGUUCAAAAGCCCCAGCAUCUGUCCUUCCGACACCCCGAUUAAGUCCAAUCUUCGCCGAUCUCCAAGGCUCAAGACCCCGUUCCCCGAAUUUCCGGCUUCUCCACCUCAGCUUCAGGCAAAAGCGCUCCCAAUAUCUGUGGAAGAUGGUGAGAAGCGGGCCGAAGUUCCGGAUUUCGACCCUGUCUCUCCCAUCACUCCCGCUCUACCAGAGCAGAAAAAAAGGAAAAGAUCGAGCAAAGGGGAGGAGUCGCCCCCGAAGAAGAAGCCCACGUAUUCACCGAGAGGAAAGGCGGCGAAAGAUUUUGAGAAGAAACAAGCCAGAAGGAAGUUAGACGUGGACUUGGAUGGAAGGCAUGGCAGGGGAAUUUGCAAGGAGCGAAGCGCGAAAGUGGAACUGGUGGAUGGAACUCCCAGUAAGGAGAAGGCGACGCACAGGAGGGUGUAUUACCGGCGGGUUGUGUAUGACGGCGGUGACUUCACUGUGGGCGACGAUGUAUAUGUGAAAAGAAGGGAGGACGCAGAUUCGGAUGCUGAAGAUCCAGAGGUAGAGGAAUGCAGAAUUUGCUUUCAGGCGGGGAAGGGAGUGAUGAUUGAAUGUGAUGAUUGCCUGGGAGGGUUUCACAUUAAAUGCAUUCGGCCGAGGAUGAAGAAAGUACCAGAAGGCGAGUGGAUUUGCCGAGUUUGCGAUGCAAGGAAAAAAGGGGAAGCAGUGGAGCUGCCGAGGCCACCGGAUGGGAGGAAGCGAAGUAGAAGUGCAAGAGAGAAGCUUCUCUCUAGCGAUCUAUGGGCGGCCCGCAUCGAGGGCAUAUGGAGAGAUCCAGAUGGUACUUAUUGGUUUAAAGGUCGAUGGUAUCUAAUCCCUGAGGAGACAGCAAUAGGGAGGCAACCACAUAAUCUUCGACGCGAACUUUUCAGAACAAAUGAUUUUGAUGACAUACAGAUGGAGUCUGUCCUUAGGCAUUGCUAUGUCCUGGACCCUAUUGAAUUCUCAAAGGCCAAUAAUGAAGGGGAUGAUGUCUUCCUUUGUGAAUAUGAGUAUGAUGUCCAGUGGCAAGCCUUCAAGCGCAUAUCUGAGACUGAUACUGCUGAGGAGAAAGAUCAGAACAGUGAAGAUGAAUGGGAUUCCUCUGAUGAUUUGGCAUCUGAUGACGAAUGUGAAAAAGAUAAACGGAAAGGUUAUGCACUGCCAUCAACUGCUGGACAUAUGGACUCCAAAUCUCGAGUUUCUCAUAUGGCAGCGAACACAAGGAAGGGAAGAAUAUUUGGGCUUCAGCGAAUAGGGGCAAAAAGGAUUCCAGAUCAUGUGAGAAGCCACAAGCAGACUGAGAUAGAAAAGGCAAAAGCAACACUCCUGUUAGCAAGUUUGCCGACAUCACCGCCUUGUAGACUCAAAGAGAUGGAGGAGAUAACUGCAUUUGUUAAAGGAGCAAUAGGCGGAGGAAAGUGUCUUGGUCGUUGCCUAUACAUACAUGGCGUUCCUGGAACAGGCAAGACCAUGAGUGUACUUGCAGUGAUGAGAAAUCUGAAGUCUGAAGUUGACAGAGGGACAAUUCCAUCCUACCGAUUUGUAGAGAUUAAUGGCCUAAAAUUGGCAACUCCUGAGAACAUCUAUAGGGUCAUUUAUGAAGCUUUAAGUGGGCAUAGAGUUGGAUGGAAAAAAGCUCUUCAAUUGUUGAAUGACAGAUUCUCAGAGGGUCACAAAAGACAGAACGAAGAAACUCAGCCUUGUAUUCUGCUUAUAGAUGAACUGGAUCUUCUUGUUACACGCAAUCAAUCGAUACUAUACAAUAUACUUGAUUGGCCAACCAAAGCAGAUUCAAAGUUAAUUGUCAUUGGAAUAGCAAACACCAUGGAUCUGCCAGAAAAACUCCUUCCUCGUAUAUCAAGCCGUAUGGGUAUGCAAAGGCUAUGUUUUGGGCCAUAUACACACCAACAGCUGCAAGAAAUCAUAUCAUGCCGUCUUAAUGGCAUUAACGCAUUUGAAAAGCAAGCUAUUGAGUUCGCAGCACGAAAGGUUGCUGCUAUUUCUGGUGAUGCUAGACGUGCCUUGGAGCUUUGCAGACGUGCUGCUGAAUUAGCAGAUUAUAAUACAAAACAAAUUGGAUCUAAGGCAUCAUCAUGCAGUGAUAAGUCAUCUGCAGGAAAAGUGCUUAUUGGCAUGUCUGAAGUUGAAGCAGCUAUACAUGAAAUGUUCCAGGCACCACAUAUUCAGAUGAUAAAGAGAUGUUCAAAACUUAGCAAAAUCAUGCUGGUGGCCAUGGUUCUUGAGCUUUACAAGUCUGGAGUGGCUGAGAUCACCUUUGGAAAGCUUGCUUCAAUUGUUUCUACUCUUUGUGUAAGCAAUGGAGAGCCAUUCCCUGGUUGGGAUACUCUUCUCAGAAUCAGUUGCAAGCUUGGCGAAUGUCGCAUAAUACUUUGUGAAGUGGGUUAUCGACAUAGUUUACAGAAACUGCAGCUAAAUUUUCCAAGCGAUGAUGUUGCGUUUGCGCUUAAGGACUGUUCAGAGCUCCCUUGGGUGCACAAGUACUUCUAACAACCAAAUGUAAAAACAAAGAGAAUGUAUCAUUGAAUAUGUUUAGAAAUUGUUUUCAUUUGUCUUGAUAACUUAUGUUUAUUUGGUAAUGUUGGCGGUAUGUCUCAUCAGUUGGAUUACCUUCUAUUCGUUGUUCAUCAUUGUUGCCUUUUACCAUUGAAUUUUUGAACUGUUUCCUGAAGAGAGCUGAAAGAAUGAUUGACGGAAUUCCUUUUGGGCA
Molecule: messenger RNA, 2934 nt
Organism: Nymphaea colorata (pocket water lily)
Lineage: Eukaryota; Viridiplantae; Streptophyta; Magnoliopsida; Nymphaeales; Nymphaeaceae
Product: origin of replication complex subunit 1B-like
Exons: 16
Coding region: 138-2714 (858 amino acids)
Biological process (GO): mitotic DNA replication checkpoint signaling; DNA replication initiation
Cellular component (GO): nuclear origin of replication recognition complex
Molecular function (GO): ATP hydrolysis activity; ATP binding; chromatin binding
Source: RefSeq, a predicted model, not a curated record